This is a messenger RNA of Lolium rigidum, 1364 nucleotides long. Its product is annotated as heat stress transcription factor B-2b-like. The record is from RefSeq and is a predicted model, not a curated record. Bases 1 to 1116 code for a protein of 371 amino acids. The transcript is spliced from 2 exons. Gene Ontology annotation, biological process: regulation of transcription by RNA polymerase II. Gene Ontology annotation, molecular function: RNA polymerase II cis-regulatory region sequence-specific DNA binding; DNA-binding transcription factor activity. Gene Ontology annotation, cellular component: nucleus. Lineage: Eukaryota; Viridiplantae; Streptophyta; Magnoliopsida; Poales; Poaceae.
AUGGGCGACCUGGCCUCCGGCGAGACACCUCCUCCUCCUCCGGCGCCGGCGGAGAUGGCGGCGGGCGCGGGGCAGAGGAUGCUGCCGACGCCCUUCCUCAACAAGACGUACCAGCUCGUGGACGACCCCGCCGUCGACGACGUCAUCUCCUGGAACGCCGACGGCUCCACCUUCGUCGUCUGGCGCCCCGCCGAGUUCGCGCGGGACCUCCUCCCCAAGUACUUCAAGCACAGCAACUUAUCCAGCUUCGUGCGCCAGCUCAACACAUACGCGCUGAUGCGUGGUGUGUGCGUGCAGGGGUUCAGGAAGAUCAUUCCGGACAGGUGGGAGUUCGCCAACGACUGCUUCCGGCGCGGGGAGAAGCGGCUGCUCGUCGACAUACACCGCCGGAAGGUCACGCCGGCCGCGGCGGCGGCCGCCAUCCCGAUGGCGCUACCCGUGGCGAAGCGGCAGGGCUCGGGCUCACCAGCGCCGUCCGGCGACGAGCAGGCGCUGUCCUCGAGCUCGUCCCCGGAGCCCCCCUUCCCGCGCCACCCGCACCCCGCGCCGUCCUGCUCCGGCGGCGACCUUAGCCUGGGGGACGAGAACGACCGGCUGCGGCGGGAGAACACGCGCCUCGCGCGGGAGCUCGGCCAGAUGAAGAAGCUCUGCAGCAACAUCUUCGCCCUCAUGUCCAAGUACACCGACACCCAGCAGCAGCAGCAGCCCGACGCCGUCAACGCCACCUCGGCCGCCGCCUCCGGCGACACCACCGAGGCCACGCUGCUCACGCCCCCUUCCGUGCUCGACCUCCUGCCGUCCUCCCCAACCGCCGCCGAGAACGGCGCGGAGGAGAAGAUGAGCGCGAGGCUCUUCGGCGUCUGCAUCGGCCGGAAGCGAAUGCGCGCGCACGACGGCGACGAGGGCCCCGCCAGCCGCGGAGCGGCGGCGGAGGUGAAGCCGGAGCCGAUGAACGCGCAGCAGCAGCAGCACUCCCCGACGGACGGUCACGCGGCGGUGGCGCAAGCCUGGCCCAUCUACCGGCCCAGGCCCGUCUACCACCCCUUCCGGGCUGAAGCCUGCAGCGGGUCAAACCUCAGCCUGGGCUACGCCCACGCACAGUCCAACUCAAGGUGACCUGGGCCCUGGUUCAGAUGCCAUAAUUUAUUAGUUUAUUAAUUCGUUUUACUAAUCCAGUAUUAUCAGCUAAUUCAAACGCGUGUACGUAGAGUAACUAGAAUGUAUGUCAGACUCUAGUUUCUUCGUAAGUUCGUCGGGAGUAUUUUAUCUCCCCCAAAUUAUCCAUCCUUCUUGUAUUGUAUGUACACAAAACAAGGCAUAAAAACUAGAGCAGUGGUCACAAGUCCACUGAUGUGAUGGGAUCC